AUGAGUGGAAGUAGCCAGAGACCAGCCCAUACAUUACACCAGUCUGUGGCCGCCGUCCCAUUUGUACCUCGAGCCAGUUUCAGGCCUACACAGAGUGUGGCACAUGGCCAUGGCGGCAGCUACAAUGGUCUACCAGUACCAACUCCAUCGAGGCCAUCUAGUUUUGCUGCACCACCAGCUGGAGCCACAGACGUCUUCAGCAAAAUGAGAAGCAUUUCAAUACCCGUGUUUGAUGGUGAUAAGCGUGCCUAUGAGUUAUGGAAGGCCACGUUCCUGGCGUGCGUGGACAGUGCGCCAAUCAGCCCAACCCUGAAGCUGUUGCAGCUACGACAGUAUGUAGCGGGAGAGGCGCUAAGAUGCAUCGAGCGGCUAGGGUACGCCCCGGACUCAUACCACAAGGCAAUGGAACGCCUGGAACGGAAAUUCGGAGGUACGCGGCGCCAAGUGAUGGUGUACUUAGAUGAACUGGAACGAUUCAAGCCAUUGCACGGAGAUCGAGUCAACGCACAAGAUCUGGAACAGUUCUCAGAUUUGUUGGAAGUAGCCGUGACCAACUUGAAAGCAGCGGGUCGCCAAUCGGAGCUAGAGGUGGGCACUCUGUACGCGCGAAUCCAGCAGAAGCUGCCAGAAGACCUGCUGACAAGAUACCAUAGGUGGCUCUAUGAGCAUCAGCGCCCAGAAGGGGUGGAGGCGUUGCUCGAGUGGGUCAAUCUCGAGGCCGACUUUCACAUUACCGCCAAUGAAGCCAUCGCAGGCCUAGCACCUGGUCGCCAUAGACAUGGCCGAGAGCGCCCAGCAGCCCGAGGCCACUCAUUCCAUGCAGCAGAGUCACCCAAUCCGACAGCGUGUCCAGUAUGCUCCCAGGACCAUCAAGUGUGGACAUGCAAAGAGUUCAAGGAAAUGGAUGUGGACAAGCGUUGGAAAGUGGCAAAAACACAUCGGCUCUGCUAUCGCUGUCUGGGCAAGGGCCACCGAGGUGCUGACUGCCAGCGGAAGAGAAAGUGUGGCGUAGACAAGUGCAGCGAUACCCACAACUAUCUGCUUCACAGGGCAGUAGCCAUUGACACGUCUAGAGCCAGCAAUGGCACGGAAAGGGGUCGUACCAGUGAGACAGCCAGAACCACAACCACUGCUAACAUCGGAGCAGGCGCCAGACCGUUGUCACUGAGAACCUUGCCGGUCGUUUUACGAAACGGUGACCGCAACCUCAGGGUGAAUGCGCUGUUGGAUGAUGGGAGCACCCAAAGUUAUGUGAACACAGAGGUAGCGGACCAGCUCAACUUGCAGGGACCCAUGAAACGGGUUUCGAUCAGCACCCUCAACGGAGCAGUGGAGUCUUUCGAGUCGAUGCCAGUGGAUCUGCUGGUAGAGAGUGUAGAUGGCAAGUUCAUCAGUCCGUUCUCAGCCAUCACAACUAGUCACGUCACAGGCACACUGAAACCGUACGAUUGGACCGUCGAGUCAAGUCAGUACCAUCAUCUGCUGGACAUACCCUUCGAACAGCCAGCAACUCGCCAGAUUGAUAUGCUGAUUGGCCUGGAUCAUGCCGAGCUUCACUACUCUCUGGAGGAGGUGAGGGGUGAUCAGGGAGAACCGGUGGCGAGGAGAACCGCGCUAGGUUGGACCUGUGUUGGACCUGUGAGUGGAAGCUCAGAUCAUCACCGCACUCACUUCAGCAGAGUCGAUGACGGUAAUCUGGAGAUGCUGGUCCGGCGUAUGUGGGAGGUGGAAGAGCCUCGCCGACAGAGCCCGCUUGCAGCAAAUGACCGACAAACUCUUGCAGAUGCAGAGGCAGCAACAAAGUACUGCAACGGCAGGUACACCGUCAAGCUGCCUUGGAAGAGAAGCCCGCCAGAGGAGAACGGUAGCUACGAGAUGGCACUGAAGAGACUGCGCUCGACGGAGAAACGUCUCCACAAGGAACCAGAAGUAGCAAAGGAGUACUGCCGUGUACUGCAGCAUCAUGUGAACGCUGGAUACGUGACUGCAGUAAAGCUCGAGUCAACAGGUGGUUGGUACCUCCCGCACUUUCCAGUCACCAGACCAGAUGCAACAACAACUAAAGUGAGGGUGGUCUUUGACGCAUCAGCCAAAUGCAAAGGAGCAAGCCUGAACGACUACCUCCACCCAGGACCGAAGCUGCAGAGAGAGCUACCGCACAUAUUGCUGCGAUUCAGGGCAAAGCCAGUUGCUAUCGUGGCCGAUGUAGCAGAGAUGUACCUCCAGAUCGAGCUGUCUGAAGAUGAUCAGAAAUUUCAUCGUUUUCUGUGGCGGGACUUGGAUGCGUCAAAGGAGCCAGUCGCCUACCAGUACCAACGGGUGGUGUUUGGCGUGAAUUCGUCCCCAUUCCUAGCACAAAUGGUGUCUCAGAAACAUGCUGAGCAGCUAAAAGAAGAUUUCCCACGUGCUGCAGAAGCGGUGUUGAAGUCGACUUUUAUGGAUGACACUAUGGAUUGA
This is a messenger RNA of Sycon ciliatum, 2457 nucleotides long. RefSeq lists its product as uncharacterized. The record is from RefSeq and is a predicted model, not a curated record. Lineage: Eukaryota; Metazoa; Porifera; Calcarea; Leucosolenida; Sycettidae. Bases 1 to 2457 code for a protein of 818 amino acids. The transcript has a single exon.